Messenger RNA from Acaulospora morrowiae, 480 nucleotides. The record is from the annotation of a GenBank genome assembly. NCBI's taxonomy places the organism in Eukaryota, Fungi, Glomeromycota, Glomeromycetes, Diversisporales, Acaulosporaceae.
AUGAAAUAUUUUUUUUUAGUGAAUCUUAUCAUUAUAAAUGCAGUUCUCAUCUUCGGAAUACUUCUCCAUAACACCUAUGAGACGCUCCUCGAGUUUAUUCAAAUCUGGUUGAGUAAACCUGAAGAUAUUGAAGAAGUUCGAACAGACGAGUCUCACGAGUCUGAAGACGUUUUUCAAUCAACAAACGAACCCAUUGAAGAAGAAGUUUUCGUCAUGGCACCAAAAUAUGAUUCUGAAGUUCAAAACCGAUAUGAGGAGUACAUGCAAUAUCGAUUCGAUGCUCGUCUUCAAGCAGUAAUCAACAAGAGUUACCAUACACCCGAAGGCCUUAAUGAUGACGGAACCCCGAAACUCGUCCGCGAAGAUGCCUUCUAUAUCAGUCGUCUCGAUGCGAUGGCUGCGGAAGCGUUUGAUGAGUGGACUUUCGAAAAUACCUUGGUUGAAUCUCCGAACCACAACAAUGUAUCUCGUGCUGCUUGA